CUGAAGUGUUUCCAGAAAAGUGAACCUUAUGGAUCAGACGUCUGAGGCAAAACUAUCUGAGCGCCAGGGGUUUGGUUAGUGCCGAAAUAUGACCUAAAUGGCUUUCCACAUUGAACGGCUUUCCAUACACCGGAUGUGCGACCCGUCGCGACCGCAUCGCUCCCUAUUUGCGCGCGCCGGCCGCGUACUCACACAUUUUAAUAACGAACUUGCGUGCGCAAAAGGCGAAAAGGCAAUCGCCCCAGACUGACAGGCGGAACCGAUGGUCAAGUGCUAUUUGCAAGGGGAGUGUUUUGAAUGUAACGUAAGCAGCAAAGUGCGGCGGUCUAAGGAGAGUUUCGAGGACAUCGUUCUCUAAAGUGACAAAUAAACUCUGUAUAUUGGAAUAAAUAAUGAAAACGGAUCUGUUAGCGUGAACGACUAGCCACACGGAUAGUUCUGACGAUCUCGCUAAUUUGUUUAUUACCACUCAGUCAUUACAGUUGCUGUAUGUCAAAGGGAAACAAGGACUUCCUACGUCUGUAAAACUAUUGAAUUCACAAUGAACAACAUUGAAAAACAUUAGCGAGAUGAUUUAGGACUAUACAGAGAGUUCAGUAAAGUUAGGUGUUAUGUAAAUUGGUUAUUAAAUUAGUUAUGGAUCUUGUGCUUCGUCUGACCAAACUGAACGUGUCCACUUUAACAACUUUAAAUCGAUUCCGAUUAUUUACUUCAGGGAUUAGAUGGAGGAACCAGAGAAAUGUUCACUCGUAUACAUAUAAUCCCACAAGGACACACUUCUUUUCCUCUGUAAAGGGGUCUUUUUCUCCUACAUCCCUGUGUCUGACAUCAACAUCACGAAGACUCAACAUCUGUGUGACUGCAUUCAAACCUCCAGCUCAACGAUUUACGGUGAUAAUUCAACCCAGACAUCAGAUUCAUACCUCCGGGAGUCUCAGAGCCAUACCUGCUCCCUUCAUAUGGCUGGUGCUGAAACCCAUACAGAAGGUCUUGGCUAUCAUACUGGGGAGGAGCAUCAGAAAAUGGUGGCGGGCUUUGCCACCCAAUAAAAAGCAAUUGUUUCGUGAAUGGACUUGGCGUCGACGCUGGCAUUUGGCAGGAGCUGGGGCAGGAUUUAUGUUCCUCGUAUCACUCUUCUUUCUCACACACCUGGAUGAAUCUCCAGUUACAGGCAGGACCAGAAUGCUGGUGUUCAGCAGGGAGAACUUCAUCGAACUAGGAAAAUACACUGCCGAUGCGUAUAUGGAGGAGUUUAAGGAGUCUCUGGUUCCUACCUCAGACCCUAGGCAUCAGGCGGUGGAGCUGUUAGUUCAGCAUCUGACCCAGAGAAACCAGGACAUUGCUGAGAUUUCCUCUGUUUCCUGGAAUGUCCAUCUGGUGGAAGGACCAACUGUCAACGCAUUUGUUUUACCUAAUGGAGAUGUGUUUAUCUUUACAGGAAUGUUGGAAGCUGUUGCAGACAUACAUCAGCUAUCCUUCAUACUGGGGCAUGAGAUGUCUCACGCUUUAAUUGGUCAUGCAGCAGAGCAGGCCAGUUUGUCUCACGUGGUGGAGUUGUUGUCUCUCAUCUUGUUAACUGCGAUCUGGGCGAUCUGUCCUCGUGACAGUUUGGCUGUGCUUGGCCAUUGGAUUCAAAGUAAACUAGUCCAGUUCACAUUUGAUCGGCCGUUCAGUCGAAAGCUGGAGGCAGAGGCAGAUCAGGUUGGCCUGCAGCUGGCUGCCAAGGCGUGUGCUGACGUGAGGGCAGGCCCAGUGUUCUGGCAGCAGAUGGAGAUCGCUGAACAGUUGAAAGGAGAGCCCAACAUCCCAGAAUGGCUGUCCACACACCCUUCCCACCUAAACCGUGUCAGGGAGCUGAACCGCCUCAUCCCUGAGGCUCUGGAACUCCGUGCACGCUGUGACUGUCCUGCCCUACCAUCAACGGACCCCCGUGUCACUUUCUCCCAGAACGUUCAACUGAUUUUGGAAGACGCUAAGAAACAAGAAUUAAUGGAAAAAGAAGAAAAGAUUGGGAAAGAGAAAGCUGGAGUGGUGUUUCCCCUCCCUCAAACAGCUCCUGUCCCAGCACAGGGAGCUUAAGUGGGGGGGCUGCUGUCUACAUCCGCUCUGCCACAGAACUCUGCUUAGUAAAUGAGACUUGAUAAAAUAUGACCGACAUGCACAAAUUCAAGCUAUCCUUUUUAGCGCCUUCUCUUUCUAGUCCAGUAGCUUUGAACAAGGCCUGAGCGUGUCGUCAGAUGGGUUUUUUGAUCCGUUACAUUUGUUGUCACUUGGAUACCCAUGAGUUUGCUGCCGUGAUGUAAGUCAACGAGAUGAAACGAGUGGGCGAACGUAUGUCAGUUGCGUGAGAAGUUUGAGUUCAUGCCCCUGUUUUAAACAUCCACAGUGUUAAUAAUGGAACUGUUCCAAAUGGGCUUUUGAUUAGUUUUAAUUGUGUUAUUAGCAUAAGACCCCUGUGAAGUUGUGUGCAUUGCGGUGUACAUUAUUCAUCAAAGAUCCGCCUCUACUUUAAUAUCCUCUAUAGGCUCUGGAACGUGAUGUAACUGCUGCAUACAGUAGCUGUGCCGUUGUGUUUGGAACUGCUUUGAGCUCUCUACAUUAUUUAAAGGAUAUAUUAAAAAAGACAGCAGGACCCAAAUGAGCCUGCAUUACAGUUCUUGAAAAGGGUUGAGAUCAUUUUUUAUUUUUUAUUUCUAUGCAAGUAUGUGAAUAUAAAUCAAAUGUGACAGAAAUUACACACUGAAUAAACAACCAUUUCUAUA
This is a messenger RNA of Triplophysa dalaica, 2762 nucleotides long. RefSeq names its product OMA1 zinc metallopeptidase (gene oma1). The coding region runs from base 637 to 2079 and encodes 480 amino acids. Gene Ontology annotation, biological process: protein quality control for misfolded or incompletely synthesized proteins; mitochondrial protein processing. The record is from RefSeq and is a predicted model, not a curated record. Lineage: Eukaryota; Metazoa; Chordata; Actinopteri; Cypriniformes; Nemacheilidae. Gene Ontology annotation, cellular component: mitochondrial inner membrane. Gene Ontology annotation, molecular function: metalloendopeptidase activity. The transcript is spliced from 8 exons.